GGCUCCGAUGACCGCUAUCUCGAGACAGAGUUUGCUCCCAAAGGCCAGUACCUAUUGCUUCAACUGCACGGCGCCGGCAAUGUCACCAAAUAUCCCAUCCCUUUGGACACCUAUUCAGCCAAAAUUCACGGCAAAGGGUGGACGGGCUCUGCCGUCAUUCCCGGCCAUCUCUUGCCGCCAGAGCUCUCCAAAUUCAACGCCUUUGCCAUUCACGGCACAGACCCCGAGCGCCAGUAUUUGGCACUGUAUCCAGUUCCCUUUGGCAAAUUUGAUAAACCAAACUUCCAUCGCUUGGAGUACUUCCAGAAGUUUGAUCUCAAAUGA
Oppiella nova is the source of this 324-nucleotide messenger RNA. The record is from the annotation of a GenBank genome assembly. NCBI's taxonomy places the organism in Eukaryota, Metazoa, Arthropoda, Arachnida, Sarcoptiformes, Oppiidae.